Molecule: messenger RNA, 908 nt
Organism: Cinclus cinclus
Lineage: Eukaryota; Metazoa; Chordata; Aves; Passeriformes; Cinclidae
Gene: STX3
Product: syntaxin 3
Exons: 10
Coding region: 1-897 (298 amino acids)
Biological process (GO): synaptic vesicle fusion to presynaptic active zone membrane; exocytic insertion of neurotransmitter receptor to postsynaptic membrane; intracellular protein transport
Cellular component (GO): endomembrane system; plasma membrane; synaptic vesicle
Molecular function (GO): SNAP receptor activity; SNARE binding
Source: RefSeq, a predicted model, not a curated record
AUGAAGGACCGGCUGGAACAGCUCAAGGCGGUGAGCUCUGGCAGGGCUCUGAGCGCUGUGUCCCAACAGAAGCAGGAUGCAGAUGACGAGGAGGAGCUGGAGAUCGCCGUGGACAACACAGCGUUCAUGGAUGAGUUCUUCUCGGAGAUUGAGGAGACCCGGCAGAAUAUCGACAAGAUCUCAGAGAACGUGGAGGAAGCCAAGAAGCUCUACAGCAUCAUCCUCUCAGCCCCCAUCCCAGAGCAGAAGACCAAAGAUGACCUGGAGCAGCUGACGGCAGAGAUCAAGAAAAUGGCCAACAGUGUCCGUAACAAGCUGAAGAGUAUGGAGAGGAACAUCGAGCAGGACGAGGCACGAUCCUCAGCUGACCUCCGGAUACGCAAGUCCCAGCACUCCGUCCUGUCCCGCAAGUUCGUGGAUGUCAUGACCAAGUACAACGAGGCUCAGGUGGAUUUCCGGGAGCGGAGCAAGGGCCGGAUCCAGCGCCAGCUGGAAAUCACCGGCAAGAACACGACGGACGAGGAGCUGGAGGAGAUGCUGGAGAGUGGGAACCCCUCCAUCUUCACCUCGGGGAUCAUGGACUCGCAGAUCUCGAAGCAGGCGCUGAGCGAGAUCGAGGGGCGGCACAAGGACAUCGUGCGCCUGGAGAGCAGCAUCAAGGAGCUCCACGACAUGUUCGUGGACAUCGCCAUGCUGGUGGAGAAUCAGGGAGCCAUGAUUGACCGCAUAGAGAACAACAUGGACCAGUCUGUUGGAUUCGUGGAACGGGCCGUGGCCGACACCAAAAAGGCUGUGAAGUACCAAAGUGAGGCCAGGAGGAAGAAGAUCAUGAUCAUGUUGUGCUGCAUCAUCCUCGUCAUCAUCCUGGCAUCCAGCAUCGCGAGCAUCUUUGCCUGAGCCCCCCACCU